AUGGAUUUUGGACAGGAUUUGCUUUGGAUUAUAUCCGCUACUUAUAUUUUAGCUAAGAUUACUUUCUUUCAUUUUCGUGGCACUGAGCUUAAUAAACUACUCGAAGAACUGGAUAUGCUGCAUUGCGAGCUGAAGACCGCACACGGUCAUGUUGCUGCGUAUGAGCAACGUCUUUGGUUCUUUAAUUUCGAGAGUGCUUUAGUAAUUUUAUGGCAUUGCGGCUUAGCUUUAUUCAGCAUACUCUUUAUAACGCUGCCGCUGUGGACGCAGCAGAAUUUGCCCUUUCAUGCUGUUGUGCCUUUCGAGCUGCACGAUCCCAUAAAACAUCCUUGGGGACAUGUUUGCAUUUUUCUUUGGCAAGGCUGCAGCUUUGUAUACAAUCUGGCAGUUAAUUUAAGAGUGCUCUGCAUUGAGCUCAACAGUUUUGCGCCCGAGCUGCAAAACAAUACGCAAAGAUUUCAAGCAGAGCUCAAGCGUUUAAUACAAUUUCAUCAGCGCCUUAUAUCCAUGAUCUAUCGCACCAACAAAGUUUUGUUCUUGCCACAAAUUAUGCAGAUGACAACGGGUGUGCUACAAAUUUGUUUAUCGGCUUUCGUUAGCUUGGCUAUUCAAAAUAAUCCAGCGGUUUAUAAAUUUAUAGUAUUCUUAAUACUAUCGCUAGUAUAUGUUUCCUAUUGGUGCACGCUGGGCGAUCUGGUUACAGCUCAAUCGCUGGAGGUUGCUGUUGCGGCCUACAACAUAAUUGAGUGGGCUCCAUGCUCAGCGGAAAUUCAGCGGGAUAUUGCAUUUAUGAUCCUGCGCGCUCAAAUCCCGCUACACAUGCAAGCUCAGCCCUUUCCACCCGUUAACUUUGCUAGCAAUAUGUAUCUACUUAAAAAUUGUUACAGCAUACUCACUUUACUUUUGAAGACUCUGGAUUAA
Molecule: messenger RNA, 921 nt
Organism: Drosophila busckii
Lineage: Eukaryota; Metazoa; Arthropoda; Insecta; Diptera; Drosophilidae
Product: odorant receptor 65a-like
Exons: 5
Coding region: 1-921 (306 amino acids)
Biological process (GO): sensory perception of smell; detection of chemical stimulus involved in sensory perception of smell
Cellular component (GO): plasma membrane
Molecular function (GO): olfactory receptor activity; odorant binding
Source: RefSeq, a predicted model, not a curated record